GGGCCUGACUAACAGUGACUGCAGACCGUAUAUAAGGGGUGCUCUCGCUUUAUUCGAGCAGUAGGGCGUGCAACACCGCACAACUCCCUGUUGACAUCCCUGAGAGUCCACCCAUCCACUCCACCCAUCCACACAUCCCAGAAAACCAUGUCGCAUCCAAAGACCUACAAGGCAUAUGGCUUCACGGAGAAAGGAGGGCCCCUUGAGCAAAUUAUCUUCGACUGGAAGGACCCUCAGCAGGGCGAGAUUGUGGUGAAGGUUCUCGCAUGCGGUGUUUGCGCAAGCGACGAGAUUGCUAAGCACCAGGGAAUGCCCCAGGUGACGUAUCCCAUCGUGCCGGGGCACGAGAUCGUGGGCGACGUUGUAGCGAUCCCUCCCACCGAGAAGAAGUGGAAGGUCGGCCAGCGGGUCGGCAGUGGCUGGCACGGAGGACACUGUUUCGCUUGCGAUCGCUGUGCCGUUGGCGAUUACAUUACCUGCGACGAAGAAGAUAUCAACGGUAUUUCAAGACACGGCGGUUACGCAGAGUAUGUAACCGUGCGAACUGAGGCUGUUGUUGACAUCCCGGAUGGUAUGAACCCUGCUGAGGUCGCUCCGCUCCUCUGUGCAGGAGUCACCACUUUCAAUUCCCUCCGUCACAUGUCGUGUACGCCGCCAGACUUCGUUGCUGUCCAAGGCAUAGGAGGUUUGGGUCACCUUGCCAUUCAAUUUGCGAAGCGGAUGGGCUUCCGGGUCGUCGCGCUCUCGUCGUCCCCCGCAAAGGAGGAGCUCGCCACUAGCUUAGGAGCGGAAAUAUACAUCGAUGGGUCGAAGACGAGCCAGGCAGAAGCCCUGAAGAAGCUCGGAGGCGCGCGCCUCAUCAUGUGCACUGCUCCAAACCCGGAAAUCAUCCGCUCGCUCCUCCCGGCGCUCGCAGCGAACGGCGAAUUAUUGGUCCUCGCCAUCACCGAGGAGGCGUCCAUCCCGCUUGGUAUGCUGAUCGGCAUGCGUCUCUCGAUCCGCGGCUGGCCAAGCGGUGUGGCGGCGGAUAGCGAGGAUUGUGUCAAGUUUGUAAAGGCUCACGGCGUCAAGUGUUUGGUGGAGACCUUCCCGCUCGAUAAGGCGAACGACGCGUACGAUCACCGUAGCUCGGCGCGCUUCCGUGCGGUAAUUGUGCCGUGAUUCUAGUACGACAGCAUCGCCGGUGCUCUGUAGAAUGUAUGACCUAAAACUUUGGCGAACAUCAGAUGCUUAGGAAAGCUUGGAGAUCAAGAUGUCGUCGAGUUCCUUGUGUGUGUGUAGCAUAGUGCCCUGCGGCCUCCAUGCUCUGCAUGUACAGAACCUGGGAGUACCAGUGCGCCGAUUACUGCAAGUACUGGCAUUUUGUUG
Laetiporus sulphureus 93-53 is the source of this 1368-nucleotide messenger RNA. Its product is annotated as GroES-like protein. The record is from RefSeq and is a predicted model, not a curated record. Bases 148 to 1161 code for a protein of 337 amino acids. Gene Ontology annotation, molecular function: oxidoreductase activity. The transcript has 6 exons. Lineage: Eukaryota; Fungi; Basidiomycota; Agaricomycetes; Polyporales; Laetiporaceae.